This is a messenger RNA of Penicillium daleae, 1350 nucleotides long. RefSeq names its product FAD-dependent oxidoreductase. The transcript has 2 exons. Gene Ontology annotation, molecular function: monooxygenase activity; FAD binding. The coding region runs from base 1 to 1350 and encodes 449 amino acids. The record is from RefSeq and is a predicted model, not a curated record. Lineage: Eukaryota; Fungi; Ascomycota; Eurotiomycetes; Eurotiales; Aspergillaceae.
AUGGACCUUCCGCCCAGUCCACCACGCGAAAUUGCCAUAGUUGGCGCAGGUAUUGCCGGCAUUACCUGUGCGCUUGCUCUCUCACGAGAGCUAUCCCCCUUCGUACCCAACCUCAACAUCACAAUCUAUGAGCGACAUGACAUUUUAUCUACAUCAGGCGGUGCAAUCAAUUUAGCUCCCGUCGCACAGCGACACCUGGCACAGCUAGGAGUCCUGGACGAGCUAGACCGCAUGGGCUCGGAGGGUGGGGCCGAAGUGGAAGCUGUUGAACUUUUCUCGAUGCGCUCCAGUCGUUCAAUUGGCUCAAUUGACUUUGUUGAUCACAAUGGCAACGGCUUUGGUGGAUAUAAAGGCCGUCGCGUGAUGCGAAUUAUCCUCUCUGUGGCCCUGAUGGCGGUGGUAGAGAGGACUCCCAAUGUCAAUAUUGUCUUCGGAAAGAAAGUGAUUGGUGGUGAAGAAAUUAGCGACAAGGCCGUUAUCCAUUUCAGUGAUCAAUCGGAAGUCAUUGCAGAUCUUGUUAUUGGCUGUGAUGGCGUCCAUUCCGCUGUUCGAACCCGCUGGGUUGAUCCUGAUAGCACGUCUCAAUAUACGGGCAUAUCUUUCUUGCAAGCUACUAUUCCCGCAAGCACACUCUCGAGCCCAAUGCAUUUCCGAUCAUCUGCGUUGAACAUUUCACGCCAUGGUUCGAUGUUGACAAGCUUCUGUGAUCGUGACCAUGAGCAAAUAUUUGCAGCUGCGAUUGUGCAAUUUGAUCAAGCCGAUUUGAGCUAUCAUCGCCUUGAGCCAGGUCAAGACUGGGCGACGAAGGAUCGAAUUCUGAGGGGUUUGCGAUACGAGAUGCGAGAUCGGUUCUCCAAAUCUGCGCUGCCCUGCAUUCGGGAGAUGGUGGAGAGUGAAGCGGAUUGGAUGCUUUAUCCGGUCUAUCAAGUUCGGCCUGGGGGAAUAUGGUGUAUGAACCGUGUUAUCCUGCUUGGCGAUGCAGCACAUGCGAUGCCACCUCGGGAUGAGUCAGCAGCAUAUGCCUUGGACGAUGCUAUCCUCUUUGCUCGAAUUCUGGCUCGUUACCGCUUGGAACCUCUAACAGAGGUCUUCGAUGCAUACGAGCGACUCCGUCGGGAAACGAUUAACCGCGCCUUCAUAGAAUCCCGUCGAAUGUGGGAUAGAAACCGUGAUAUGGGAUUUUUGGAAGGCCGGCUCAAAGAGUGGAUGAUGCCCUUCCACAUUCGAAGUCACCGCGAUGAACGAGAGAGUGCGUGGGAGUUUGACGCUACCAAGAUUUUGCUUCCGACACCAACCCCAAGCGAGGACUUGGUGUCGUUGAAUUCAUUCCUAAAGGAGGGUACUGCAUGA